Syngnathus typhle (broad-nosed pipefish) is the source of this 2541-nucleotide messenger RNA. RefSeq lists its product as uncharacterized. The record is from RefSeq and is a predicted model, not a curated record. The coding region runs from base 166 to 819 and encodes 217 amino acids. Gene Ontology annotation, cellular component: nucleus. NCBI's taxonomy places the organism in Eukaryota, Metazoa, Chordata, Actinopteri, Syngnathiformes, Syngnathidae. Gene Ontology annotation, molecular function: transcription regulator activity. The transcript is spliced from 2 exons.
CCAACCCAUACUUCGACACCCCCCACCUCCACCCUCACCCCUCCACGGGGACGGAACAUUCCUCCUCUUCGCUACGGACUCGACGGCGACAUAACACGGCCGAAGAAACGGACUUUACGGGGGAUUGUUUCUUCUCAUGACCCAGGCCCAGGACAAAUAAGGUCUAUGUUGGGUCGCGGCGUGAAGCGGAAGUGGAGCUGCGUGGAGGGGUUGGACGCGGCCAGCGAGGAGAAGCAGCGGCGCGGUGAUGGCGAGGUCGGCACCACGGAGGCAAUAUCAGGCGGCGCCGGCGACAUGCGUCAGCGCGUGCUGGGCCUCAGCCUGGAGAAGCUGCAACGCUACCGGGCCGGCGUGGAGCUCAGCCUGCGUCGCUCGGUGCUUCUCAUCAACACGCUGCGGCAGAUUCAGGACGACAUGCUCAACAACUCAGAGCAGAACAAGAGUGCGAUCCUCUGCACUCCGGACUCCCCUCUCCUUUAUGAGGACCAUACGUGUCCCAGGUGUGCGGAGGGUGGCAGAGACAGUCCGUCCACACAACUGGAAUCCUCCCAGGACGCGAACAUUGGGGCGUUUAGCGAUGUGGUGAACGCCAUGGGCUACCUCGGGGACUUGGCCCUGGACGAUAUCUUCGAAGACAUCGAUACGUCCAUGUACGAAACAUCUGACCUGUCCGGGGGCUGGACGGCGGGCUCUCUGUGGCCCCUCAGCAUGUCCCUCUGGGCGGACAAUAAUGAGAAAGGCACCAGUGGAGGUCUCCAGUCAUGCUUGAUGGACGUCAGUGAGCUGGAUCACAUCAUGGAGAUCUUGGUCAAGUCCUGAUCCACCAGUACAUAGAAACCCUGCGUGGUUGCCUUCGGCAUUCGUGACUUUGUCACCAGGUUUUCUUGGGCCAUUCUGUUGACACAACACUCCUCGUUUUUGGAAGUCAAGACGCUUUGACGCCACUGGGGCUUCUUUGCUGCCUCGUAUCUCUCAAUUGUAUUUUGAUGGCAUUUUUGUUUUUAUGAUUGAGGUUUUAUGGAAGUAGUUUUGUAUAUGAAAACCUCCAGGGCAAAAUUUUUUACUGUUUACUCCCAUUCUACCUCUUGAUGUCGGCACUCCUGUUAACCGGUCGUUCAGAAUUUUAACUUUCCCGCAAGCACUCAUUUCAACAAUGUGCCUUACUGUAUGUACGUCUCAGGCCACGUCCACACAUUCAGGAACUUGUGAGCCAAUCACAAUGAGGAUUUCAAAAAACACCUCUCUUUGUACACAAGAAUGCAUUUGUCGAGUUUGGUGUCCAUAUCAACCAAUCUGAAGGCUGAAAAAGCUACAUCAGCAGGUCAUCCAUUUUCUAUCAUACCGAUUCAUACCAAACACCAUUUAGAGUCUUCAACGACCCCAGAUUUUUGGGAACGUAGCAGCCAAGAUUUAAAGCCAGAACCUCUCAACGAUAAGGUUGACAUGUCAAACACGUGGACCAAAAACUUCGGCCAGUACAUAACCCUAACGUUUUCUUGAGGACCAAUGGCCCGAAUGCAAGUAAAGGAAAAACAGCCUAAUGCAAGAAAACGAAAACCAGCCUUUCUGACAAUAUCUGCGUUGAUGUGGACAUGGCCUGAGGCUACUUGAGCGUCAUACACUCAAGCACACAAACCCGCCCCACCACAGCCCUCUUCUGUGCUCUGGCUUCAUGUUUCCUCGCAGGGUGACAAGCAAAUCGCCAGGGAGGGGCUGGCAAGAAGGACGACGGAGGAGGGGCAGGGGUGGGUGAGGUGGUUGAGGAAGCACCGCUUACGUCACUCGUCCAUUGGGAGGAGCUUCCACCUUGUUUUGUCCAAGGCUGGUGCAGCUGGCCAAUUGCGUGAGACCUAUGCUCGCUCCUGUGACUUGUUUUUAAGUCUUUCUCUUCUGUGUAGAAAGACCGAGAGCAUACAGAGGAGGCUGACCAAUGAAAUAUUAUUUGUUAUUUAAUUACAGAGAACGCUGCAGUGUUAUUUAUACGUGUGUUGGGGUUAUAUAAGCACAAAAGCUGUAUGUUGUAGAGAAAGCUCUUUAUAUAUAUAUUUAAAUGUAAAUGAAUGCAGGAUACUUUUACUGGUAAUAAUUCAUAUUAUGUAUUUUAUAGGUUUUAUUAACCAAUACAGAAACUAAAAAACAACACUUGUCCUUUCUUAACUACCGACAAAACAUACAUGUGUACGCAAACACAGACUAAUUCAAUACACUCCCUUUACCUAAUAAUUUUAAGAAAUAAUGUUAACAUGCUAGCAGCAUUGCGUAAGUCAUUUGAACAUAAAGAAAAAAAUGGACAAAAGGUAACUAAUUUGUCAACUCAAACCGCUGAGGAUACAAAAGCUCGGCGAAGGUUGCUCUCUGGUGGUUAAACGACCGUAAUGCAGGUCCACUAUUGUACACAACGUUCUCUGUUUAUGACGGCACCGAUAUGACGGCUUGAGGGACGAAUAUGCAGCUACGCUGUUUCUCAUUGGACUUACUAGCUGUCAUGCCAAGAUUUCCUAGUGUCUAAACUUGUAAAUAAAAUAAAAAACAUAGGCUGGU